AUGGCCUUCUCAAAAUGCUCACGGGUCACCCGGAAAAACUACGAAUUCCAAACCCUCAAGCCUGAAGCCUACGAUAAUGAUAAAAUUGAUUUCGAAUCGGAAACCCUACUCGUAAAUGGCAAAGGCGUCACAAAGCCUCGUCUUCCGCAUUCCUGGAUUUAUCUUACCAUGGUGAACCUCAUGAUUCUAGGAACUACUGUCCUGUUGAUCCUUGUUUGGAAAAGUGGGAGCCCGGUAGAAAAGAAUGCUGUUCUUCGACCCGUGUCAUGGUGGUCUCCCAUCCUGGACGAUAUCGACAUCCCCAGGUAUACCACAAUGUUGAACGGGACACUCUUCGCAAAGCCGGAGGUAUCGAUCGCACGAGAGGAGCCGAGUCCUGAGAAUGAUGCGGCUUGGGCACAAUAUGAGAAGGUCCUAACGCACAUUGUCAGCCGUGAAGAUAUUCUUACGCUAGGCAAGGACCCAGAAACUGUGGCCCGUUUCCACAACGAUUACUGGGGAAUGGGCGACAAUGCGUAUAUGGUUCAGCUCGAUGUCAUGCAUCAAAUACAUUGUCUGAAUCUACUACGUAAAGCAGCUUUCGCCGAUUACCCCGGAUAUAGUGUAAGUGUAGAGGCCAAGGACGACAUGUGGUGGAUACAUUUGGGCCAUUGUACCGAUAUACUAUUACAAAAUAUUCAGUGCAACGCCAAUACAGAGGUCCUCACCCUGGCUUGGGUGGCCGACCGGAAGGCGCCGUGGCCGGACUUUAGCGUCAAUCGCAAGUGUCGAGACUUUCAGGCUUUAGUCAAUUGGCAACGCGAAAAUGCCGUGGAGCCAGACAAAUUUGACCGAAUGCCUAUUCCUAGGGAUGCUUUCAUCUGGCCAGCGCCUUGGAAACAUCGAGACUCAGAGCUAGGACACCGCUUAGGACAACAUCAUCAGCAAGAAGGGAAAGGUCUGCCAAAGUCGCACGAGAGCCAUCACACUGUGGUGAUGUGA
Messenger RNA from Aspergillus pseudonomiae, 981 nucleotides. RefSeq names its product oxidase ustYa family protein. The record is from RefSeq and is a predicted model, not a curated record. Lineage: Eukaryota; Fungi; Ascomycota; Eurotiomycetes; Eurotiales; Aspergillaceae. The transcript is spliced from 3 exons. Gene Ontology annotation, biological process: mycotoxin biosynthetic process. The coding region runs from base 1 to 981 and encodes 326 amino acids.